AUAUAACAUCCAUUGGCAGUGACUAAAAUUCUUUUAAAUUGAGGUGUCUGAAGGUGAUCAGGUCUCCAAAGAUGGUAUAUUCACCUGGAUUGAAAAUUGAUAGGUGGAUAGGUUGCUGUUGAACCUCAUGUCGAUAUGCGAGUAGACGAUUCUGUCAUUUCCUGACUUUCAUUUCUCAUGUAUUUCUCCUGCAAAUGUACAAAUAAGCGAUGAACUCUUUUUGUACUUCAGUUUGAAACCUGAUUUUGUUUUAUAUACGGCCUUAUAUCUCAGCUUAUUGUUAACUCUUGUACAAAUUUUUAUAUUAAUGAAUGGCACUCAAGGGAGAGAAAAGAACUGGAAUGGCUUAUACAUUGAGAUAAUACAACACAUUUGCGACAAGCACCAAACUAUCUUUGUUGAUUCACUAUAAAGUGAAUCACUUUAUACUGCCAUUAAUCACUUUUUAACAAACACAUAUAUUCUACAGAUUGCUGCAACACAUUUCUAACAUGGUUUGGUUUGUGACAAGUUCAGAUAUAUGUAUAUACAUUUAAUGUAAACUUUGCUAAAUGUUCUUCUUCAUAUAUCUUAAUAUAACAGGACUUCUAGCAUCUCCCCAAUCUGCACCAGGUAUCUUGGAGACUAAGAGCAUUGAAAAAACAAUGGGUAAUAGUGCAAGUAGAGAAAACAGCACAGUGGACUUCAGCAAGUCUGAGUCCUGGCACUGUAAUUGUGUCACGCUUGGUAUGAGACUCAGGAGGUCAACAAAGGUGGACAUGAAUUUCAUGAAAAAGAUUCCACCUGGUGCUGAGGCUUCCAAUGUCUUGGUGGGAGAAGUGAACUUCCUUGAGAGACCCAUCAUUGCCUUUGUUCGUCUGUCUCCUGCUAUUCUUCUUACAGGACUUACAGAAGUUCCAAUUCCAACCAGGUUUUUGUUUCUUAUGUUGGGACCAUCUGGUAAAGCACAGCAGUACCAUGAAAUUGGUAGAUCAAUAGCUACCUUAAUGACAGAUGAGAUUUUCCAUGAUGUUGCUUAUAAAGCAAAAGAUCGAACAGACUUGCUGGCAGGAAUAGAUGAAUUUUUAGAUCAAGUUACUGUUCUUCCACCCGGAGAGUGGGAUCCUUCAAUCCGAAUUGAACCACCAAAAAAUGUUCCUUCACAGGAAAAACGGAAGUGCCCUCCUCCUCUUCCAAAUGGUCCACCAAUCACCAAUGGAACUACAAAUCAUGAAGAACAUCACACUGGACCAGAACUUGAGCGCACUGGAAGGCUCUUUGGUGGCUUAAUCCGUGACAUCAAAAGAAAAUCACCAUUCUACUUGAGUGACUUCAAAGACGCGUUUAGCCUGCAGUGCUUGGCAUCUAUUCUUUUCCUUUACUGUGCCUGUAUGUCUCCUGUCAUCACAUUUGGAGGGUUACUGGGGGAAGCUACUGAAAACAAUAUAAGUGCAAUAGAAUCUCUCUUCGGGGCUUCAAUGACAGGAAUUGUGUAUUCCUUAUUUUCUGGACAGCCGCUUACAAUUUUGGGAAGUACAGGACCUGUAUUGGUGUUUGAAAAAAUAUUAUUCAAGUUAUGCAAGGAAUACGAGCUUUCGUAUCUCUCGCUUCGUGCCAGUAUUGGACUGUGGACUGCAUUGCUUUGCAUAAUGUUGGUUGCCACUGAUGCAAGUAGCCUGGUUUGCUACAUAACACGAUUCACAGAGGAGGCCUUUGCUGCUCUUAUUUGCAUUAUAUUCAUCUAUGAAGCACUGGAAAAGCUCUUUACUUUGGGAAAGAAGUUUCCAUUUAAUAUGCAGAAUAAUCCGGAAAUGCUUACUCAAUACUCGUGUGCCUGUGUUGAACCAUUUAAUCCUUCUAAUAAAACCCUUGAUAACUGGAAUCGAGAAAAUACAUCUGCAGAUAAUAUUUCAUGGAGGAAUCUUACAGUUUCAAACUGUCGAAGAUACGGUGGAGUGUUUGUUGGACCAGCGUGUGGACAAAAUGGGCCUUAUGUGCCUGAUGUCCUCUUCUGGUCAAUUAUCUUAUUCUUUGCAACGUUUUUUCUCUGCUCCUUCCUGAAACAAUUCAAAACCAAACGUUAUUUCCCAACAAAGGUGAGAGCCAUUAUCAGUGAUUUCGCUGUGUUUCUUACCAUACUAAUUAUGGUAUUGAUUGACUUCCUUGUCGGAGUUCCUUCGCCAAAGCUUGAAGUACCUGACAAGUUUGAGGUAAGAGUUUCUUUAACAAUCUCCCUUAACAUGCUAGUUUUUUUAAAGCCAUGCUUUAUUUUAUAUAUUUAUCAUAGUGGGGAAGCUCAAAGAAUGCUUGAAGUUGCAGAAAGUGGAACAGUACAACUUCCCUUAGAGGGUGGAAACAUUCUGAAGAUUCCAGUGAAAAGUAUUAAGUACAGCCCAGACGAUCCUUCUGUCGUAAACAUAUCUGAUGAAAUGGCCAAAACUGCUGUGUGGAAGGCUCUUGCUGUAAAUGCUGAGAAUGCAAAAGUUGUAAAACUUGAAGCAAGUCCCGAAUGUACUACAGAUAUCAAAGUAAAUAUUGAAGAGGUGCCUCCAAGAAAUGUCCUUGAUGCUGAAACAUCUGUAUGAAACAAGCUACAUCCUGAUUAAUCUGGAAAAACUUCUUUUUAUUAAAUCUACUACGUGAGCCACAGCCAAACCUCUGGAUCCUUUGCAGGAAGUGUGUUGGACCUAAUCAGUGUCUCAGUCAGAGUGAAAUUCUUCUGACCAAGGUUGUUUUACCCUUGUACUAUUCUGUCAACUGCAUUGCUAGCUACUGUUUAAAUCUUUACUUACAGGUUCAAUUAAAAUUUUUGGCGUAAGGUUAUGAAAAGUGAACAAGCAAUAAUCUAUUAGAGAAGUUUUUUUUUAAAAUUAAAAAUCUGCUUACCAACAUUUGAUUUACUUCGUGAUGAUGGCAGAUGAUGUACUAUUUAAAGAAUUGAAAAUAGUACAUGAUGAAUGCAAGUAUACAGUCGAUACAAAAAGGUGUAAAUAUAUUGCUUAUUGACAUUCACGCUCCAAUGUUAUAAGUAAUAGGUAAGAUCUUCAACCAAAUGCUCAAAUCUGUCUUUAUUUGUCAUUGAUCCUUCAGAAUUUUGUUGCUACUGGAUAACAAUGAGCCAGCAGGCGAUAACCAGUGUUGUGAUAACAUGUGAUAGAAGAACAGAUGUGUAAAUUGGUAUAAUGUAUCUGAAGGGUGUGCAUCUAUUUACUAUACUGGUUGGUUGCUAUCCUUUUUAUUUACAAAUUGGUGCACUGGUUUUGCAAUACUGAUUUGAGACUCUCUGCAUCUGAACUGUUUACAUGUAACUUUAUUCAACAUGGCAUACUGUAGGCUUUAUUUAGCAUUGCAGUGUUAUAUGUUUUAUUUAUUUAUACUUAGACUCAAAUUUAUCGAGAAAUUUUCACACUAUAUGGAAUACAAAGAAGAUUUGGCUAAUUUUAUAAAGAUUGUUCUAGUAUUUUUGUUUUGUACUUUAGAAAUGUAGAGUAACCAUUUUCUAUGGGCAGUACUGUAGUUAUAGUAUUAGAUCAAUAAUUCUAGAGCCAUCUCAGGAAAUCAGAAUCUUCCCACUGGUCCAUAUUGCCAUGCCUUUGACACAGUUUGUGACAUUGUUUUGUCUUCCGGAUCAGAUGAAACUUCUAAAAAUAUUUCUUUAGACCAGCUGUUUUUUUUCCCCCAAGUGAGGCAAGUUCAUUUAUCUUCAGUCAAAAACAACAUGCCGGUGCAACACACAGAAUUGUAUUCUUCAUUUGCAUUCAAUCAUUGCAAAAUAAUAGCCAAACAGCCAAAAUGCAGAAAUGGUUAUGUUGUGAAACAUUUUGGUUUGUAUCCCAAUACUGAUUAUAUAGUUAAACAUAUGGCAAAUUCUGCGGAUAUUUUCAGCAGUCAACCAAUUUUCUGCUAUUUUAUUAAAUGUACAGAUUGUAAUCACUGUAACUGAAUAAUUGAGUUUGCAUAAUAUAAGGGAUGUGAAUUAUAGAAACUUAUUUUAAUCGCGUGUCAGUUGGUGAACUGAAGUUUUCUAUUUAAUUUUUUAGGUUACUCUAAAGAAUAGUAUUGUGUUGAUACUGUUGAUCGUUAGAUGCUAAAUACAGUAUAAGAUUUUAACAGUUUGAAAAACUGGUUUCUGACAGGGACAGUUUUGUCCCUUCUGUUUUUUUUUAAAUCUGCGGUUGAUGGUAAUUUUAUGUCUUCCUGUGUUCUGCUUAUUUAAUCACAGAACAAAUACAAUCCCUAGUAUUCAUCAAUUUUCAUAAAAUUGUCUAAGUUCAGAAAAUUAUGGUUAAAGUUUUUAUGACUAUUUCUAAGUACAGUAGUGAUUUCAUUUAUUUUUGUAAGGACACACAAAGCAAUGUAAAAAUGUUACAGUAGUCCAUGUCUUAGUUUAAAUGAUAUGUGUAUAACCCAGAUUUUGUUUUCUUUAAGGACAAUGUCCUGCCUUUAGUUGAAUAUUAGAGGAGAACAACUAUUUUUUGUAAUGUCAUAUGUUAAUAAAAGCAAUAAAGUCUUUUAUUGUAUCAAA
Molecule: messenger RNA, 4504 nt
Organism: Rhincodon typus (whale shark)
Lineage: Eukaryota; Metazoa; Chordata; Chondrichthyes; Orectolobiformes; Rhincodontidae
Product: sodium bicarbonate cotransporter 3-like
Exons: 17
Coding region: 552-2564 (670 amino acids)
Biological process (GO): monoatomic anion transport; regulation of intracellular pH; transmembrane transport
Cellular component (GO): basolateral plasma membrane; plasma membrane; apical plasma membrane
Molecular function (GO): monoatomic anion transmembrane transporter activity; solute:inorganic anion antiporter activity; sodium:bicarbonate symporter activity
Source: RefSeq, a predicted model, not a curated record